Molecule: messenger RNA, 2478 nt
Organism: Linum tenue
Lineage: Eukaryota; Viridiplantae; Streptophyta; Magnoliopsida; Malpighiales; Linaceae
Source: the annotation of a GenBank genome assembly
UGGGAGGAAUGUGGUGGUCUAUCUGCUGCAUACCGUAUGGCGGUGGCGGCGGUGAUGGUGUCCCACCACUCACCGCCUCUUAACAUAUUGCCGCCGCCGUUGUCUUCUUCUUCUUCUUCUGCUGCUGCUGUCGUCCAGGCGAGCAAAGCAAAGAUACGAAAGAAUAUAAUCUCAUUCAUUGCCCUGCUCCUGCUCCUGCCCAGUCAAUUUACAGGGAGGGAUCUCACCUCAGAGCAUCCCCUGCCUUCCAUUUCCUUCUCCAUUCACUCCCUGCAGCAGCUGCAGCAGCAGCAGCAGCAGGAGGAGGGAAAGAAACCCUCAGCCGGCCACCGAAGAAAGAUGGACUCCUCCUCCUGCCGACGCCAAUGUGGCGGUGGCGGUGGCGCUGCUCUCUUAUCCCACCACCGCUACCACCUCCUCCUCCUCUUACUGUGUUUCAAUCUCCUCUCAUCUUCGUCAUCAUCAGCAGCCGCCGCAAUGGAGAAGACAUCGAGACAUCUCCUUUCCUCGAUCCCAUCAUCAUGGCCGUCCGUAGACGGCGGUUUCGCCUCCGGAGCAAUCGACCUCGGCGGCGGACUCCACGUCUUCCAGACCGCUUCCUUCAACAAAAUCUGGUCCACCCAGCAAGGCGGACCCGACAAUCUCGGAGCAUCCUUCUUCGAACCGACCCAGCUGCCUCCCGAUUUCCACAUGCUCGGCACCCACAGCCAGCCCAACGCAAACCCUAACGCCCACGGCUGGAUCCUCGCCGGGAAAGACGCCGCCGGCGACGGAGGAGCAUUGAAGCCGCCGGUCGAUUAUACCCUGGUUUGGACCAGCUCCGACACCGAAAAAAUCAACCAGCAAGGAAUCGCCUAUUUCUGGCUCCCGGUCCCACCCGACGGUUACAGGGCCGUGGGACACGUCAUCACCACGUCCCCUGACAAGCCCCCGCUCGAAAAAGUCCGCUGCGUCAGAUCCGAUCUCACCGACCAAUGCCAGGCCGACGCGUGGCUCUGGGGCCCAGCCGACGCCGGCGAUCCCGAUCUGACCGGGUUCAACGUUUUCAACCUCGGGCCGGGGGACGGAUCCGCCGCCGGCGUCUCCGUCGGCACAUUCAUCGCCCAAUCCUCCGGCCUUCCCGGAGACCACCCCACGCUCGUCGCCUGUCUGAAGAAUCAGAAUUCCGUCGACGGAUCGACUUCUUCUUCGAUGCCGAAUUUAAAGCAAGUGGAAGAACUCUUCAAGAGAUACGCUCCCUGGAUUUCUCUCCAUCCCGACGAGGAAUUCCUCCCGUCUUCCGUCGAUUGGUUUUUCUCAAACGGAUCGCUUCUAUACGAGAAAGGGAAAGAAUCGAACCCGACCCCGAUCGACCCGAUUGGGUCGAACCUCCCGCAGGGCGGUUCCAACGACGGGGCGUACUGGUUGGACCUGCCGGUCGACGGGUCGGCGAAAGAGAGAGUGAAGAAAGGACAGCUGGCGGGCGUGCAGGUUUAUUUACACGCGAAGCCCGCUUCGGGAGGCACAUUUACGGAUCUAGCCGUGUGGGUGUUCUACCCGUUCAACGGACCGGGGAGGGCAAAAGUGGAAUUCAUCAAGAGCAUCAAGCUCGGGAAGCUAGGGGAGCACGUGGGGGACUGGGAGCACGUGACCCUGCGGAUCAGCAACUUCAACGGCCUGCUCCAGAGCGUCUACUUCUCGCAGCACAGCGGCGGGUCGUGGGUCGGGUCGGCGGAUCUGGAGUACCGGGGCGGGAGCCGGCCCGUGGCGUACGCGUCGCUCCACGGGCACGCGAUGUAUCCGCACCCGGGGUUGGUGAUGCUGGGGAGCAAGGACAUCGGGAUUCGGGACGACACGGCGACGGGAGGGAUGGUGGUGGAUACGGCGGCGGGGUUCGCGGUGGUGGCGGCGGAGUAUCUGGGGAAGGACGGCGUGGUGGAGCCGCCGUGGCUGAAUUACAUGAGGGAGUGGGGCCCGAAGAUUGAUUAUGACGUGGACAAGGAGCUGGCGAAGGUGAGGAAGUUGCUGCCUGGGACGCUGAAGAAAGAGUUUGAUAAGAUGGUGAGGAAUUUGCCCAAGGAGGUGUUGGGGGAAGAAGGGCCCACUGGGCCCAAAGUUAAGGCCAGCUGGAACGGUGAUGAAGCUUAGUUAAAAAAAAAAAGGGGGAAUUGAAAUUGAUCAUUGUUUUAGGAGAAUUAUAAUUAUUAUUAAUAAUAAAUUUAAUUGAUUGCUUUGUGCAUGUUAGAGGUGGAGACUCUGGAGAGUGAUCAAUCGUGUUGUUUAGAAACUGAAGCUUGAUCUUCGUCUGUCGGAAUGAUUAUAGGAGAAGAGCGAACUAAGAAUGAUCUCUGGUGGUGACCUCCUAAAUGAAUCCUAAUCCUUUCAUCAUCAGAUUAGUUUGUUUACGGUGACAGUGACAGAUCACUUCAAAAUCUGCAAAUAUAUAGACAAAAUACACUUGUAUAGCCAUAAUUUUCACGUUUUCGACAAAUAUAGCCA